AUGCUGAACCAGGCCACGAAAAAGUUGACCAAGAUGCACGCACGACGGAACCCCAAUCUGUCUCUACAGUCGACAGCCCACUAUUCGCAGUUGGAACCCCCACCUCACUCGGCCACCUCAAGCGCUUUCCUCUCUCCCACAGCCCCCUCACGGCGAGGACUGCUUGCAAGAUCCCCCCCUGCAAGCCCGAGUCUUCCGAGUCUGCUACCAAAGCAUGGAAAGAACCCAAGGAGAAACCACACCAAGCUGGUCAAGAGGAUACUCAUAGGAUGCUGUGUCAUAGCUUUUGUGUUGUGGAUCGUGUUGAGACAGGUAUACGUAAACACGCACCACACAACUGGAUACGAGGACGAGAUGGAAAACGACUGGGAAAUGGUCGGAGGGAGCCGACUGCCACAUGAGCCCUCUGCUGUCGCACUCGUGGAUGCAAAGGGCAAGACGAGGUGGACAAUAUCGAUACCAGCAACCUACGACUUCCCCCUGGAACCCAGACACUACCGCGACAUUUGCCACCAGUCUAUGGAGGUGGCAAAGGAAAUCCGACAAGGAGCACAGAAAUCGUCAAACUUGGCCAGGAGGAUGUUGGGCUACUACCAAAAGGACCAGUAUUACAUCGACAUCCAAGAGGCGGAAGAACAGGCACUGUUGCCGCCCUCCAAGGCUGGGAAGAGGCCCAAGAACUUUGUCGACGAUGCAUCGAUGAAGGAUGGAGUGCCAAAGGAGGGGCUCAAGGUCUGUGAAAAGAGCUUGACCUACGUCAUGGAGACGGAAGAUCCUGGGUUUGGCACUACGCUGAUGCGAUUGUGGAUGUCGUACGGUCUGGCAAAAUCCGAGAACCGUGCCUUUUUCAUUGACGACUCCCGCUGGCCCUACGGCAAGUACUUGACCUACUUUCAACCCCCACCUGCUGUAGACUGUCUUCCUCCGCCAACUUCCCAUAUCGUCCCUUGUCCACAUACAGCCCGCCACAUCAUGACCAGUGCCGCAACCAUUAGGAACACAUUCGGCCACGCUUUUACCGAGGAAUGGGAGGAUCCUACCAAGGGGGGCGUACUGCGACAAGUUAACAUCUUCGGCCUUGCCCGCGUUGGAUACGAAGCUCUCUUUAAGAUGCGCGAGGAGGACGAAAAGUACGUGCUUCAAAAGUCUUUGGACAUGUACGGUUCUAUCAAGGCUGAAGGUGGGAUCAGCAUUGGCAUGCACGUCCGGCACGGAGACAAGCACCCCUUUGAAUUCCAGUACCAGGAGGACUAUGUCCCGCUUACGAGAUACAUUGACACAGCGCGCGAUAUCUAUAUUGAAAUUGUAGAAGGCGAGUCUCCAAAGAAGCGCAACUUACUUUCGUCCCCCUUUUCCAAAGACCCCGUCCAAGCGCGCCAUACCAGCUCAAAGAUGGUGCUUGCCUCGGACGACCCACUCGUCUACGAUUCACCGGAGCUUGGCCCGAACAGUGUGCGGGCACAGGACCGCAUUGCGCUCGCUACCAAGGCUCAGCUCGAAGCUGCUCAAAAAGAACCCAAGAAGAACCGGUGGAUUGACGAGAUCACGGGCUGGGAAGGCGGCUUCUAUCGCAACAUUUUCUUCUCGCUCGGCCAACCCGUGGGCAACGCCCAAGACACGCAGAAGAUCAAUCCUGCCGAAGUUUCUCCUGAUGCCAUGAAACUACGUGAGCUCGUCGGCCGCGCUUAUCUCCUUGACCUGGCCAUGUUAAGCAAGGCCGACACAGUCAUUUGUACGGUGAGCAGUUCGACCUGCAAGCUCUUGGCCGUCAUGAUGGGCUGGGACAAUGCCAUUAUCCAGAACAAGUGGCGGAAUAUCGAUGGCGCGUUUGACUGGCGGGGCGUCGUAUGGUGAAGUCGGCCGACAGUAGUCAGCAAACCUUUUAACCUUUUUUUUUCGUGACGUGGUUUCUUUUCUUGUUCUUAUGUUUGAAGCACACUAGAUUUUUUUUUACUCAAAGUCUGUAGCCACAAUCCUACGUAC
Molecule: messenger RNA, 1983 nt
Organism: Exserohilum turcica Et28A
Lineage: Eukaryota; Fungi; Ascomycota; Dothideomycetes; Pleosporales; Pleosporaceae
Exons: 2
Coding region: 1-1854 (617 amino acids)
Biological process (GO): protein N-linked glycosylation
Molecular function (GO): alpha-(1->6)-fucosyltransferase activity
Source: RefSeq, a predicted model, not a curated record